Molecule: messenger RNA, 650 nt
Organism: Ostreobium quekettii
Lineage: Eukaryota; Viridiplantae; Chlorophyta; Ulvophyceae; Bryopsidales; Ostreobiaceae
Source: the annotation of a GenBank genome assembly
CCUCCACUCCCGCCGGGCUGGGAGACCUGCUGCGGGCCGUGGUGCGGGAGCUCAGAGUGCAGGAGGGCAGGAUAAGCCGUCUGCAGGCUGCCUAUGUGCCCCCUAUCGACAACGAACAUAAAUGUUGGCGAUCAGGCAAUAAGCAGGCUGACGAUAACAGGGAAGUGUUCCAUCAAGAGAACACCAACAUCCCUGCUGUGCUUGUUGCUUCCCAUCCACCCCGUGGAGAAGACGUUCGUCCAGUGGUUGGGCGCAUGAUCAAGAGGAUCCAGAAACUGGAGCGGACAGUGUUGUGUGCAGUGUCUGAACUCAAGGGUCUUCAGGAGCAAGUGCGAAGUAGCUCCAAAGACGUGCCAGCGGUCGAAGCCAAGCUGGACACCCAGCUGUCAAACAUGAGGAACGAUGUGAAGCAGGCACUCAUGCUGUCCACAGAGAACACUUGUGCACAGGCUGUGAAGACAGUGAACAGUCAGCUCACAAAGGUGGCAGAAGUGCUGUGCAAAAGGAUCGAUGAUGUCGACUGCACAGUGAAGAAUGCAAAGACCGUAGGGAACCAAGUGGAGCAGGUGCAGGAGAGGAUUAAACAACUGGCUGCCACAAAGGUGGAUCUUCAGGCUCUUGAAGUCUACACAGAUGGCAUCAAGUUGUAG